UAUUUGUCAGCUAAAAAUCAUUUUUCGUUGGUCUCGCGUUUAAUGAGCUUAUUCUAAAUUUUCCUAAGCAUUUUUCCUAGGAUUGUUUCGCUUUUUGUGGUAUCUCCCAUCUCGUAUUCUUAUCAUCUGAAAGUUUUAAAUUAUUUCUGAUACAAUUUGUUUUUUCAAAGAAAACGAUUUUAUUAUUGUUUCACAAAAAUAUAUUAAUAUUUAGGAGUGUAAAAACGUGUGUGCAAUUAGCAAAUUUAUACAAAGAAGUGCCACUUCGCAACAGCAGGUGUGAAUUGUUUCAACAAUUAUUAAGCAGUAAAUUUUUGUAAUAUUACCUAAACCAAAAUCGUCAUGGAGUCAAAGGAGGUGAAGGAAAAUGUGGAAUCAAACAACGCAAUGGAAGAUUUAGCCACGGAGGUCGAAAUAGAAGAUUGUUCGGAUAACAGCGAAGAUAUGGAUGUCGAAUUGUCAACUCAGAAUAAAAUUCAAGCUACAGAAACUGAGACAAAACUAGUUGGCAGUGAAAAGCAAAACGGGACAGAAGGAAUUGAGGCAAUAGACGAAAAUAAUAAGGAAGGAGAUGAUCAUAGUGUUAGUAUUAAUGAUUUAGAGGAAACGGUGAUUGUACGAAAUCGAUCUGAAAAAGACUUAGAAGAUACCAUAGAAGAUAGAGAAACAACCAAUGCUUCGCCCAAAUUGAUAUCUACAGCAACUGUUCCAACUGUACAACAGGAUGAUACAGAAUGCAAGUCAGAUGGUAAUGUAGAGAUCGAAACUAUAAAGAAUGAAAUAAAGGGACAAGAUGAAAUUGGAUUCGUAGUCGAAGGGGAUGAGAUCAACAUAAGCGAAGAUAAUAUAGUAGAAAACAAAGAAGUUAAAUUAGGUGAAAAUGCUGAAACAGCCAUAGCUCUCUUAUCCGCUAAUUCGAAGGAUGAAGUUGAUAAAUUGCAACCAGGACGUCAGCUAAAAGGGGAAAAUACUGUUAAGGAUAUCAUUUCGGGCAUCGAUUUAAGUAUAGAACAGGAAAACUGUGAAUUACUUAAGCAACAACAAAAGGAAUUACUUCAAAGAGAACAAGAGCUUGCCGAACAAAUACGACAACAACAACUAAUUGCUAAGCAGUUAGCCGCUGAAAAUCAGAUUCACCAGCAACAAUUGCAGCAGCAAGAGCAACUAGAGUCUCCCACACAACACGAAGCACACAAAAUUACUAGUACACCCAAUCAAAAACCUACACCACCAACUUCUCAGCUCCAGGAAAACACUUCUAAAUUUCUGACAGUCGAUAAAAAGAAAGACGAAUAUGGUUACACACAAAGUACAGAAACUUACGAAUAUAAGGAGUCAACAAACGCUCCAAAACAUAUCGACUUGCUCAAAAUCUUUACGCCAGCAACAGAUGCCAAUGAAAUUGUUCCAAGAAAUCGUAAAUUGUAUUCUUCAUCGGCAUUUUAUUCACCUGCAUUGCAUCCAACGGUGGAAGAUCAGGUGGAACUAGCACGCAGAAUAUCAAAUUCAUUGAGCGACAUAAGCAACCAGAAAUCGAAAGGCCAAUCAAUGUAUGUGAAUCGCAAAAAACGCUCUGUUAAAUGGGUUCACGAAGGUGCUGGGCAAGAUUCAACUGCCACGGAACAAAGUUAUCAAGAGGAAUUCAAAGAAAAUAAUGCGUCUCUUAACAAUGCAACACAAUCACCAACUCUAAACUCACCACUUAAUCAAAUGCCUCUUCGAUUUUUAAUGAAUCCUUUUGGAAAGGUUCGUGACAUAACGUCAGUGAGCGACUCAUUUAAUAUUGAAACUGGUCUUUUGUCUCCUAAUAAAUGUGCGGAACUCGUGACGGCGUUACAGACUCAAAAAGGCAAAGGUGCUGAACUUUUUGCCAAGCGCCGCAGGAAAUCUGAGAAAUGGGUAGUUGAUGAUACAAAUACAGGCAUUGAAAGUCCAUCCGGUCUUCCAGAUUACCAUCAGCAGCAGUCACAGUUCAAGCCAGCAGCAUCUCCGAAUAUUUUACCUGCUUAUUCUGACGCCGGAAAACACCGUGUACAAUUGAAUUUGCAUCAAGAGCAAGUGCUAGAAAAAUAUAUAAAACCUGGUUUGAAAGUAGUUAAAACACCAUGGGAAGCAGCACUUGAGACUGGUUCAGCUAGCACAGCUUUUAUAGAUGACGUCCAACAUACUCAGCAUGCAAAAACACCAACAUUAUCUCCAAUCCCAGUAACGAAUUAUAAAUCUAGUCACCACAACACUACCAACGCAGUAGCAUACAAGAACGCCUUCACAGCUGAUUACAGCAUAACACCUUCUCAUGAGCAACCACAGAAGUAUUUUCCAACAGUCAAACCAAACUUUGGCCACAAUCCUCAACGAGAGUUGGCAUAUAAGCCUAGUUUAGCAAAAGGUUGGAAAGCGCCCAGUCCUUCACUACCAAAAGAAGAUGGUGGGAAGGUUGAUGAUCCGAAUGAAUACACUUAUAAAAUAACAAGCUAUGAGGAAAAAGUCGUCACUGACAGUAACAAAACCAAGUCGCUAGAAUUUCUUGAUAAUUUUAUGGCUUCACCAAGCCCAAUAAGAAAUAUAAACCUGGGUAUUGAAAGACAGCUUCAAGAAUUAUAUAAUGGACAGGAAGUGGAGAGUGGCAAAAUCAAUAGCAAAUCAGAGCUUAUAAAUGUGAUCGAGCAAUUGAAAAAUUUAGAACACUACAACAUUCAAUUAAUAAAAGAAGAGAAAAUAGAUACAAAACGCUUAGAAGAACAACAGAAAUUGAACCGAUCACUAUCGGAACUUCAAGAUUUGAAAAUGAAAAAAAAACAAGAGAACGAAUACGUCAAAAUUGCAGUUCGUGAACUAAUAUCUAACUAUGACCAACAUCUAGUGAAUAUUGAUAAAAUUCAGGAAAGUGAGACCUUAGAAAGAGAAUUAUCGUCAUCAUUGUUUAGAGAAAAUCGAAAGGUGGACGAUAUUCCGAGUAAACUUAGAACUCAUCAAUUACGAAAUCAAAAUGAAGAGCUAUAUUUACCUAAGGAGAUAUCAUUGGAAAGUUAUGCUCCACCACCGGUGGUAACCAUGAAGGAACCCGAGAACUUUAAGUCAUCUCGAGGUUUCGCAUCAACAAUACUUACCAGGACUAGUACCUUCCCUUUGGCGAAACCAAAUCCUGUUGAAUUCAGAAGUUACGGUCAACCAAACAGCAGUGCGCAAGUACAGCAAGAAACUUCUCAACUUGUGCCCCAAAUAAAUUAUAAUCCAUCACCAUUACCUUAUGACAAGAUCGCUAAGUUCGAGAAUGUUUGUGAGCAAGCACAAAACAAUGGUUACGAUCCACAAUUUCGUCGACUAUCUGUUAAGUCUGAUGUAGACAAAAUUCAAAAUAUUCCGUCAACAUUAUUCGGAGAAAAAUCAGCCAAUGGCGAGUGGUUGACAAUUUCGCCAUAUAUUGAGACCCCUUCUCCGGUCUACACAAAACGAAUUAAUCCCAAUGCUUUAUUGCAUGGUCAAAAUUAUAAUAAUACAGCGCGUGGUUGGAAGUCAAGUGACGCAUUUUCUUGUAAGUCGCCAUGUGAUACAAGUUUUAAGACCCCCAACUUACCUUAUACAGAUUUUUAAGAAAAUGUAUAUGUAUAUGUACUAAUCGUGAAAUGUCAAAUACGUGAAAUCUAAUGAAGAUACGAAAUAUACAUAUGUAUAUAUUUCCAUUACAUUACAUUUAUAUAAGUUAUUCAAAAUUUUAUACCAUGUUUUACAUCAUGAUAUUAGAUAAUAUUUGCAAGUGCACAUAUCAACUUAUGAGUGCAAAUGGGAAAUGUUUAGUAUCGCGCCGGUUUAGUAUCGUUUAUGGAGAAAAACAGGGGAGGGCUACCCCCCCUCACGCCCCCUUAUUGGAAAGAGGAAGGAUCGAACUUUUAAAUAAACCCUCCCUCGACCCCUUAGAGCCCCUAUAGACCUGUAGGGAGCCCUUUGAAGAUGACCAAAAAUCAGUGUUUUUGUUCAUUUUUCCAUACAAACUGAAACCAAUGCAACCCAGCCAACAUUUUUGUAUGGACAAGAAAUCAAAAUAAAGAAAACCGAAAUGUUUCAGUGCAAUGUAUAUACAUAUUUAAUUGCAUCUAUUAAUGAUACAAAGGGAUCCGGGGUGACCGAAGUACUUUCGUGUAGUACUCCUUUCUGCGUAAAAAAUAACCCUGGUCGGUCCAACAACGUGGUGUAUCAAUUUUUUCACAUAGAACUCUUUUUGCGUGGGCGGCCUUCGGCCGCGCUUUAAAAAAAUAACUCUGGUCGGUCCAACACCGGGGUGUAUCAAUUUUUUUUUCGCAUAGAACUCUUUUUUGCGUGGGCGGCCUUCGGCCGCGCUUUAAAAAAAUAACCCUGGCCGGUCCAACACCGGCUACGCCAUCCACAGUAUUUUAGCACUGAACACCUUUUCGCGUUCACUUCACAAAUUUGUUGCUAACUGGGUUUAAUUUAUUCCCUUUUGUUCGUGCUUUCUCGGCAAUUUGACAGUUCAAAUUAGGCAGUCAUUUUGGUUUUUCGCAUUAUUGCACUUAAUGCAGAAAAGGUGUAUUUUAUUUAAAGAUUUACAAAGAAAUUAACAAUCAAAAGCAAUUAAAAACAAUACUAGUGGUUUUUAUAAUUCAUAAGUAAUAUAUGUGCGUGAAAAUGUAUCCAUAAUUGGUUUGGUACAAUGCACAACAGAUGAAAAUACACUAGCAUAUAUUGAGAAAUUUGCAAAAAAAAUAGCAUUUUUUAAAGUGAAGUUUUGGAAAAAUUUGUGAACCGAUUUUUAUAAAAUAUGUUUUAAAAUAAAGUUCAAUAAUUUAAGUAUACAUGCGUGUUUAAAAUUUUCAAUUUGGUUCUCUCGUUUAGGUACUGUGAGCCAAAAUUAACCGGCGCGAUACUGAACCCAACCCGUGCAAAUAUACAUAUAUGCUUUUUUCUUCUUCUUUACACUAUGGAAGCAAAAUAACAAUAAUCCGAUCUUGUUUGUCUAUUUAUAUAAGCUUAUACUACUGUAAUCGUGCUAUAAUUGAAUAUCAUUGACUCAGUGAAAAAUUAACACUGAUUAUUAAAACUUCGAAUGUGUAGAAUAUUUUCUUGAAUAAACAUUGAUUAAAAAAUGAAA
Bactrocera dorsalis (oriental fruit fly) is the source of this 5107-nucleotide messenger RNA. Its product is annotated as basic-leucine zipper transcription factor A. The coding region runs from base 343 to 3594 and encodes 1083 amino acids. The transcript has 12 exons. Lineage: Eukaryota; Metazoa; Arthropoda; Insecta; Diptera; Tephritidae. Gene Ontology annotation, cellular component: actin cytoskeleton; Z disc; nucleus. Gene Ontology annotation, biological process: positive regulation of actin filament bundle assembly. The record is from RefSeq and is a predicted model, not a curated record. Gene Ontology annotation, molecular function: actin binding.